This is a messenger RNA of Populus trichocarpa (black cottonwood), 2256 nucleotides long. Its product is annotated as NAD-dependent malic enzyme 59 kDa isoform, mitochondrial. Gene Ontology annotation, biological process: pyruvate metabolic process; malate metabolic process. NCBI's taxonomy places the organism in Eukaryota, Viridiplantae, Streptophyta, Magnoliopsida, Malpighiales, Salicaceae. Gene Ontology annotation, cellular component: mitochondrion. The transcript has 19 exons. The record is from RefSeq and is a predicted model, not a curated record. Bases 181 to 2004 code for a protein of 607 amino acids. Gene Ontology annotation, molecular function: NAD binding; malate dehydrogenase (decarboxylating) (NAD+) activity.
GUGAAUUCAUUUUAAUAUUUUUAUUAACACACUAUAAAUUGACCUCAAGCAGUGAGCUUAGUUGAACUGUCAUCAUUACUGGUCUGUAUUUAACAUGCUUUGAAGCCUUCUGUAGAUUUUUUUGAUUCAGCUAACAAGGUCUGGUUGGUUCUAGAUUUGUUUGUGUCUAAGGAAAAAAUAAUGUGGAGAUUAGCGCGAUGUGCGUCGUCGAAUUUGAGCAGAUCGUUGCGGAGGCGGUUUUUCUCCACGGCGGCGAUUCCAGCUCCUUGUAUUAUUCAUAAACGUGGCACUGAUAUUCUCCAUGAUCCAUGGUUCAAUAAGGAUACAGGAUUUCCUUUGACUGAAAGAGAUCGACUAGGGCUGCGUGGCCUGCUUCCACCUCGUGUUAUAUCCUUCGAGCAGCAAUAUGAUCGUUUUAUGGAAUCUUAUAGGUCCCUUGAGAAGAAUACCCAGGGCCAACCAUACAGUGUUGUAUCUUUAGCAAAAUGGAGGAUCUUGAAUCGACUGCAUGACAGGAAUGAGACAUUAUACUACCGAGUCCUCAUUGAUAACAUUAAAGAUUUUGCUCCAAUUAUAUACACUCCAACAGUAGGGUUAGUAUGUCAGAAUUACUCAGGAUUAUUUAGACGCCCACGUGGAAUGUAUUUUAGUGCAAAGGAUAAGGGAGAGAUGAUGUCAAUGAUCUAUAACUGGCCUGCUCAACAGGUUGACAUGAUAGUGCUUACUGAUGGCAGCCGUAUUCUUGGCCUAGGUGAUCUUGGAGUUCAAGGAAUAGGAAUACCCAUUGGAAAACUAGAUAUGUAUGUUGCUGCUGCUGGUAUCAAUCCACAGAAAAUACUCCCAGUUAUGUUAGACGUUGGUACUAACAAUCAAAAGCUGCUUGAAGACCCUCUUUAUUUAGGACUUAGACAACCUAGGCUGGAAGGAGAAGAGUAUCUAUCAAUUGUUGAUGAAUUCAUGGAAGCUGUUCAUACUCGCUGGCCCAAAGCCAUUGUACAGUUUGAAGACUUUCAGAUGAAGUGGGCGUUUGAAACACUGCAAAGAUAUCGUAAGAGGUUUUGCAUGUUUAAUGAUGACAUACAGGGAACUGCUGGUGUUGCUCUUGCGGGGUUACUGGGAACAGUGAGAGCCCAAGGCCUACCAUUAUCUGACUUUGUUAACCAAAAGAUAGUCGUGGUGGGUGCUGGGAGCGCAGGGCUUGGUGUCCUAAACAUGGCAAUACAGGCUCUUUCAAGAAUGUCUGGGAACAAUGAAAUGGCUGCAAAGAAUAAAUGUUAUCUACUUGAUAAAGAUGGCCUCAUUACAAAAGAGAGGAAAAAUAUUGAUCCAGCUGCGGCACCAUUUGCUAAAGACUUGAAAGAUGUUGAAGGGCUUAGGGAGGGAGCUAGUCCAUUUGAAGUGGUUAAAAAGCUGAAGCCCCAUGUGCUUCUUGGUUUGUCUGGGGUUGGGGGGGUCUUUAAUGAAGAGGUGCUCAAGGCCAUGCGAGAAUCAGAUUCAACUAAACCGGCUAUUUUUGCUAUGUCAAACCCCACAAUGAAUGCUGAAUGCACUGCUGCUGAUGCUUUCAAGUAUGCCGGACCAAAUAUAAUUUUUGGAAGUGGAAGCCCAUUUGAAGAUGUUGAUCUAGGAAAUGGAAAAGUAGGACAUGUAAAUCAAGCAAAUAAUAUGUACCUGUUUCCUGGGAUUGGUUUGGGAACUCUUCUCUCAGGUGCGCACAUUAUAACUGAUGGAAUGUUGCAAGCAGCUGCUGAAUGCCUCGCUUCAUACAUGACGGAUGAAGAAAUCCAAAACGGCAUUUUGUAUCCAUCUAUUGAUAGUAUACGACAUAUUACAGCAGAGGUAGGAGCUGCUGUUCUGCGAGCGGCAGUUGAAGAAGACCUGGCAGAAGGACAUGGUGAGGCAGGCCCCCGGGAGCUCAAGCACAUGUCAAAAGCGGAGACAGUAGCAUAUGUGUCACGGAAUAUGUGGUUCCCUGUUUACAGCCCUCUUGUUCAUGAGAAAUAGGGCUCGAGUGGCCUUUCCUAAUAUUUUCCAUUGGGGCCAUUUUCUUCAAACUAGGUCAGAUCCUGUAGCCCAACCAUUAUAUUUUAUUUCUGUUUUGUUUUCCUGAACUCAUAAUUUGCCAACUUCAGAAAUAGAAGGGCAAGUAAUGGAAGCAGGAAUUUAAUAUUCUGGCUCAUCCACCUGAGUUCGUUCUGAUUUGUUAUAUGUAACGGAUUAGUUUAUGUAUACUAAUGAAUUCAUUUUCUGGAGGCA